Calliphora vicina (urban bluebottle blowfly) is the source of this 3072-nucleotide messenger RNA. RefSeq lists its product as uncharacterized. The coding region runs from base 34 to 2937 and encodes 967 amino acids. NCBI's taxonomy places the organism in Eukaryota, Metazoa, Arthropoda, Insecta, Diptera, Calliphoridae. The record is from RefSeq and is a predicted model, not a curated record. Gene Ontology annotation, biological process: signal transduction. The transcript has 6 exons.
UUGAAUUGAAAAUUAUUAAAGUUAUUAUUAAAAAUGAAUAUAAGUGAUAUUACAAACAAAGAUGAAUUUUCCGCUAUUAUUAUAAAUGAACUAAAGACAUUUGGUGUAAAAUAUCAGAAGGAAAAGAAGAAAAAAAUUCAGAAUAAAUCCUGCCGAAAAAAUAUAUUUCGUACUCAUUUACACCUUUUGGAUUUGACAGAUGUUAUUCUUGCAAAUGGAAGAGUAGUUCAAAUACCAAUAUUCGUUGCAGAGGCAUGUAACCGUAUACUUGAACAAGUAGAAACGGAAGGUAUAUUUAGAAAAGCUGGGUCUUUCGUACGUCAGAAGGAAAUUCGGAUUAGCCUCGAAGCGGGCGUUGCGCUGGGUAAAUCGCACCAUGUAAUAGAUGUUGCAAAUGUUAUCAAAUAUUUUUUUCGCGAGCUUCCCGAACCUAUAAUUCCUACUUCUAUACAAGAAACACUUCUACGAAGUUUGCUAGUUGGAGAUAAUUUCGUUAAAGCCAUUCUUUUAGCCUGUUUGCUUUUACCGCCACUGACAAUAAACACACUAUCGUUUUUCAUGCAAUUUUUAUAUACCGUAUCACUUAGUGAAAAUCUUAAUAAAAUGUCAGUGGAAAACUUAGCUAUAAUUUUUACACCCACGAUCAUGCCAUUUCCUAACAUAAAUAGCCAUCGAUUUAAGAAUCAUGUUAAAAUUGUUCAAAUUCUAAUAGAAAAUGCUAAUGCUAUUGGGACCAUACCAAGGAGCAUUGAAUAUAAACUUCAAAGAACUUCAAACAAGCUUGGAUCGGAAAAAAAAUUAUCGGAUAAUUCUAUUACUGGUGCAAUGAAAAAUAUAGUCAAUGAAAAUGGGACAAAAUCAGCAUCAGCCAAAAAUAAAAAGAAAAGACGCAGUGGUUCGCUAACUCAAAUGUUCAACGGCCUGAGAAAGAUAGUUGGGUCGGCAAUGGGAAGUUCGGAAUAUUUGGACUAUACGCCUAAUGACAAUGUAAUUAAUAUACAAAUCCCUAAAUUGGAUGAAAAUAUUAAUAAAGAAAAGAAGAUAUAUAACGUAGCGACAACACCAUGUCGUAAAGAAAAUAAGAAGAGAAAACUUGGUGAUCCCGCAUCUACGUUCAGUUCAAAAAAGAAAAAGGAUUUACUUGCCCUACUUCCUAGUAAUAGUGGAGGAUUUCUACCAAACACCCCUAUAACGAAAGAAUCAAAAAAAUCUCGUUUAAGUUUGGGUGGUGGGCGUCACAUCAAGAACAUUUCGUUGAACCCAGUUGUCACAUCUAUGGAGCGCAGGUGGAGUAUUGUUGGAUCCGGGUGGUCGAAAACUAAAAAUAAAAAUGCUCCAGAUAAGAAAUAUUAUAGGAGCAACAAUUAUAUAUGUGAUGUAGAAACCGCUGAAGAUAAAAAAUUGAAUGAAAGUAGUAAACAACUUUCGGGAAAUACUUGCAGUAUAAGUAAAACUGGCAAUGAUUCAGGUGAUGAUAGUGAUUGUAUACAAAUUUCUAAAAUGGAAUAUAAAGAAAUGAAAGAAAGGGUGGCAGCUAUCGAAAACCAUAUAUCAAAUGAAUUUGGUACUAUCCGCAAAUCGGUACUUAAAAGUUCACCUAAUUCUAUUGAUAUGAGUGGUGUAGAACGUGUACAGACACAAUACGAACGAGUGGUAGUUGAAACAGAAGCUUUGUCAUCGCCUGCUACUGAGCAGCUAGCUCAACGUCUUAGUCGCGGUUUAAAUAUAAGACGGAGUGUAGAUCAAUGUGUUAUACGUUCACCAAGUGCUCGAAAGAUUGGCACAAUACGUCGAAGAUCUCAAGAUAAAGUUCAUGUAUCACGUAAUUCAAGCUGGCAUAUUCGAUCAUCAAACAGUACUCCCAUAGGUAAAGAAUUUAUUUCGUCAUUGGAGGAAAAAAAUCCACCAAAUCAUGCAAAUAAGAUUUUAUUUUACUCUAAAAAUAACAAACCCGAUAUGCAGAACAACUCCUAUAACGAAGUUUCACCCUUACUAUCGUCUAAAAAGCGAAAUAUUAAAAAAUCAUUAGAUAACAUUUUCAGCAAUGAUUAUUCAAAUGAAGAAUGGUUGUGUGGUGAGAAAUUUUUCAGUGAUACCCAGCUAAAAGAAUGUAUUUACAAAGUAAAUGAUGAUUGUUUAAACCAAAUGCAUGUUGAGCAUGUUGCGACUCCUGUUCGGCGUAAAAAUUUCAUUGAUGUAGAAAAAACUCCAAUGUUACCACCAAAAUCAGUUCCCAGAAAAAUUUGCCAUGUUACAACUCCUUUGACUGCAAUAAAACCAUCAACUACAAGUAAAUUACCUUAUGUUAAUCGUAUCGCCAUAUCGACACCAGUCGUUGAGGAAGUUAGUGGCCGAGCUUCAAUAGCCCGAUUAAGAGCAGAAAAUGCUGGCAUGGUUAUGGCUAAAGCUAAAUUAUUUGAUGGAUUAGGAAACAAUAGUAGUGAUGAACAGCGGUCUCUAAAAGAAGAUCAAAAUUCAACAGAUAUGCAACAGAAAUCCAAUGCCGUUCGUCAAUCAAAGUGUCACGCGAAGGCAUUAAAUGAUCCAGUAUGUUUCAAAAGUAUGUUAUCAAUAGAACAAAAUGACAUUGAUAUAAUGGAGGUUAAAUCAAAAACUACAUUAAUAAGUACGCCAAUCGCUAAACGUAUUCAAAGUACGAAUUUGAGUAGUCCAGCGAGUCCAUUAAAGCGAAAGCAGCGUGGCAACGCUUCUAAAUAUCCUCAGAAACAAUUUUUGAAAUCCAUUGUAGCCGAUGAUAAGUUGACAAUACGUCGUAAUUUAAAUGAACGUAUUUUAAAUUGUGACAACGGCGCAAAUUUAAGCGUAAAAUCUGAGACAUUACGCACAUAUAAUAGUUCUCGUAAUCCUAAAUCUCCUAGGAGAAUAAAGAAAAAUCGCCAACCAUUAAAGCUUCGAAAUACGCCUUCUGGAGUUUAAUUUCAUAAUCCAUAAUGUUUUCUUUUGGUUAUUUAAAACACUAAUAAAAACUUAUAAUUGAUUUAUAAAGCCAUUUUUAUAUUACAUCCCAAUUAAGUUUUUAAGAAUUUUAUAAAUAAAAAGAAAACCUUUAAA